This is a messenger RNA of Quercus lobata, 980 nucleotides long. RefSeq names its product dirigent protein 22-like. Lineage: Eukaryota; Viridiplantae; Streptophyta; Magnoliopsida; Fagales; Fagaceae. Bases 146 to 736 code for a protein of 196 amino acids. The record is from RefSeq and is a predicted model, not a curated record. The transcript has a single exon.
UCCGAAAUGAUAUUUCUAAUGCUUGGGGUGGACCGUAAUUCCCCAAAACUCAAGGUGUCCGUACCACAAUAUAAAGGAUGCUAGGCACAAACUAAGCUCAUUUCUAAACCUUACAAUCAAAGAAGCAAACCCCAAAUUCCUCACCAUGGCCAAGAUCAAGACCAAGACCCUCCUCACCGUCCUCCUCAUUCUCUUCACCAUUUUUUCUAUCUCAACCCUCACCACCGCCAAAAAAAACCAUGGCUUCUCAAGAAUCUUAUCUCCGGCUAAACUCGGUCUAAAGCGUGAGAAACUGAGCCACCUCCACUUCUACUUCCACGACAUAGUCAGUGGGAAAAACGCCACGGCGGUGAGAGUCGCCGAGGCUCCGAUGACAAAGACAUCAUUCACAGGUUUCGGAGCCGUUGUGAUGAUCGACGACCCUUUGACUGUAAAGCCCCAGCUGAGCUCAAAACCCGUUGGUAGAGCUCAAGGAAUCUAUGCUUCUGCUUCGCAAACUGACUUGGGGUUGUUAAUGGUGCUCAACUUUGCUUUCACUGAAGGCAAGUAUAAUGGCAGCACUCUUAGUGUGUUGGGGCGCAACACUGUGUUCUCCGAUGUCAGGGAAAUGCCUAUCGUUGGUGGGAGUGGGCUUUUCCGAUUCGCACGUGGGUAUGCUCAUGCUCAUACUCACACGAUUGACUUUAAAACUGGCGAUGCUGUUGUGGAGUAUAAUGUUUAUGUCUUUCAUUAUUGAUGUGUGCUUUUUACUUUAUUUUAAUUUUUGUACGGCUAAUACUUUAAUUAUUAGCUCUCUCUUUUAUUUUUAUUUUUAUUUAUUUUAAGAAUUAGAAGGCUUUGGGAAUUAACUAGUAUUAACAAAAGGAAAGUUGAGGAUUUUGUAUCGUUGGUCUGAGAAUGAUUAUUAUGUUUAUGUGCGGUUUAGUUUCACCAUUUGAUGUUUAUUGAAGAGAUUAAUAAAGGGUAGAAAACUUGAAAUC